This is a messenger RNA of Salmo salar (Atlantic salmon), 2108 nucleotides long. Its product is annotated as acyl-CoA Delta-6 desaturase. Gene Ontology annotation, biological process: lipid metabolic process. NCBI's taxonomy places the organism in Eukaryota, Metazoa, Chordata, Actinopteri, Salmoniformes, Salmonidae. Gene Ontology annotation, molecular function: oxidoreductase activity, acting on paired donors, with oxidation of a pair of donors resulting in the reduction of molecular oxygen to two molecules of water. Gene Ontology annotation, cellular component: membrane. The record is from RefSeq and is a predicted model, not a curated record.
AGGCUAGUGAAACAACGCUAUUGGACUAGAGACACUCGAAUGAUCGGCUUUGAAUUGUAUAGUGAACGAGUGGGUGAAUGACUGAGUGAGCUAUAGGAACGAAAUAUACAGUUAGGAGCCUACUGAUGAUUUGAUUGGAUAGAUGAUGAGACUGGUGAUCAGAAAGAAGUAAAUGUAUUUUUAUGAAUAAGAGACGGAGCGAGGAGAGGAUUGCACAUCUGGAUAUGUUGGUAUUCGUCACUCGAUAUUUUCAGCAAAUUAAUUGAACAACAUAUUUUGUUGUACAACGCUGUCUGGAAAACAUCUCCCUUCCCUCAGUCAAAAGAAUCGCAGCUGGCUUAUUUGGUGGAAAUCUAUCAGAUCUGCCUCCAGGACAAGACUCAUCCCAGUAAACAUCAAGCUGCAGAAGAGUCACACCAUUUCACCAUUGUGCUUCAGUUGGACAGACUGGACAGAGCGUAGCUGACACAGCGACGGUGUGAGUGGAGCAGAGAGAACCGAGGAUGGGGGGCGGAGGCCAGCAGACGGAGUCAAGCGAGCCGGCCAAGGGUGGCGUGGUUGGGCCCGGUGGAGGGCGAGGAGGGCGAGGUGGCAGUGCAGUCUACACCUGGGAAGAGGUCCAGAGGCACUGCCACAGAGGCGACCAGUGGUUGGUCAUCGACAGGAAGGUCUAUAAUAUUACCCAGUGGGCAAAGAGACACCCGGGUGGCAUCAGGGUCAUCAGUCACUUUGCUGGAGAAGAUGCCACGGACGCAUUUUCCGCAUUCCAUCCUGAUCCUAAUUUUGUCAGGAAGUUUCUGAAGCCGUUGCUGAUUGGAGAGCUGGCACCGACAGAGCCCAGCCAGGACCAGGGGAAAAAUGCAGCUCUGGUGCAGGACUUCCAGGCCUUGCGUGACCAUGUGGAGAGUGAGGGUCUCCUCCGUGCCCGCCUCCUGUUCUUCAGCCUCUACUUGGGCCACAUCCUGCUACUAGAGGCCCUGGCUUUGGGCCUGCUCUGGGUCUGGGGGACCAGCUGGAGCCUCACACUGCUCUGUUCCCUCAUGCUGGCCACGUCUCAGUCCCAGGCUGGCUGGCUGCAGCAUGACUUCGGCCACCUGUCAGUCUUCAAGAAAUCCAGCUGGAAUCACGUACUACAAAAGUUUGUCAUUGGACACCUAAAGGGUGCCUCUGCUAACUGGUGGAACCAUCGUCACUUCCAGCACCACGCUAAACCCAACGUGUUUAGUAAAGAUCCUGAUGUCAACUCACUGCAUGUCUUCGUCCUGGGAGACAAGCAGCCUGUAGAGUAUGGUAUAAAGAAGUUGAAGUACAUGCCCUACCAUCACCAACACCAGUACUUCUUCCUCAUUGGACCUCCACUACUUAUUCCAGUGUAUUUCCACAUCCAGAUAUUGCGGACCAUGUUUUUACGACAGGACUGGGUGGAUCUGGCGUGGUCGAUGAGUUUCUACCUUCGCUUCUUCUGCUGUUACUAUCCCUUCUUUGGUUUCUUUGGCUCAGUAGCAUUGAUCAGCUUCGUCAGGUUUUUGGAAAGCCACUGGUUUGUAUGGGUGACCCAGAUGAAUCACCUUCCUAUGGAGAUGGAUCAUGAGAGACACCAGGACUGGCUCACCAUGCAGUUGAGCGCUACUUGCAACAUUGAACAGUCAACCUUCAACGACUGGUUCAGUGGACACCUCAACUUUCAGAUUGAACACCAUCUGUUUCCUACCAUGCCCCGUCAUAACUACCACCUGGUGGCUCCUCUGGUUCGUGCUUUGUGUGAGAAACAUGGAGUUCCCUAUCAGGUCAAGACCAUGCAGCAAGGCCUCACUGAUGUUGUCAGGUCACUGAAGAAGUCAGGGGAUCUGUGGCUGGAUGCAUAUCUCCAUAAAUAAAUCCCUUCCUGACUCUGGACGGGAUUUUAAAUCCAUCGCAGAUUAACAACCUGCGAACAGAGAAGACAUUUCCUAGAUGUUUUUGAUGAUAAUAAUCGCUGCAAACAUUAUUGUGAUAUAAUUGUUUUAAUCCUUGGCAGCAGUGAAUGGGGAUCCAUAGCAUAAAUAGAGGGUUUAUAUAGUAGGGCCAGGCGUUUAAAAAAAAAUAAAAACUGUUUUUAUUGACCUAUA